AUGUCUCCGUCACCACCACCCCUUCCGCCAAACACCACCUCCGUCGUGCCCCGCCCCUACGUCCUCUUCUUCCUCUACCUCGACCCCCUCACGGCCCUCUACGGCGCAUGGCUGCACCUCGCGACCCCCUCCGUCGCCGCCACCGCCAUGGCGCCCUCCGCCGCGCACGACCCGUCCCAGGCCUUCGUCUACCGGCAGGCGGGCGGGCUGGCGCUCGCCGUCGCCGCCCUGGCCGCCGCGCUGCCGCGCCUGUCGACGGACCUGCGCGUGUGGCGCGCCCUGCAGGCCGCGCUGCUGCUCGCCGACGCGGCGGCCCUGAGCGGCGCGUACGAGGCGCUGCGCGUGGGCGGCAGGUUGGGCAGCACGAGCACCUGGACGGACGAUGAUGUGGGCGUGGUGGGCUCGUAUGCGGUGAUUACGCUGGUGAGGGCGCUGUUUGUGCUGGGGGUUGGGUUUGGGGCGCCGAGGGAGGAGGGGGAGGAGGCAAGGAAGGGAACGUAA
Messenger RNA from Purpureocillium lilacinum, 501 nucleotides. RefSeq lists its product as uncharacterized. Lineage: Eukaryota; Fungi; Ascomycota; Sordariomycetes; Hypocreales; Ophiocordycipitaceae. The record is from RefSeq and is a predicted model, not a curated record.